Messenger RNA from Chara braunii, 1695 nucleotides. NCBI's taxonomy places the organism in Eukaryota, Viridiplantae, Streptophyta, Charophyceae, Charales, Characeae. The record is from the annotation of a GenBank genome assembly.
GCUAGAUUUAUAGCACAGAAGGACUGGAUUGUGGUGCGGCGCCCUAAUAAGCUGGUUGUGUUUGGAUUCAACGCUUUUGACUUGUGGCCCAUUAAAGUACUGGGAGUGUCCUGCUGCCGCAUAUGUGAUCUGGCAGUCCAUCACAACAUGCCCUAUCUUUUGACGUCUCAGACGUACAGUGCCAGAAACAUUACUUUGUGGAGAUGGGACCAGGACUGGAAGGAGGUUGGACUCAAAGGUCAUUGUGGUGAAAUAUACAGAGUGGUGUUUCAUCCAACAGAGUCACAUACCUUUGCAAGUACCUCAGAGCACAAGACAAUCAAGAUUUGGGAUAUCGAAGAAGAGUGCGUUGCCCAGACUCUUCGAGUGUACGGCAUGCAGAGCUGUAGGAGUAUUGACUUUUGCAGUGAACCGGAAAAAACACUUCUUGUAUCAGGCCAUGACGAUGGCCUAGUGAGGGUGUGGGACUAUGAAGAAGGGAUUUGCACAGCCAAAUUGCAAGGACACACGGACGGGGUCUCGACGUGCUUCUUCCAUCCGCACUUGCCGUACAUCCUUAGUGCAUCGAAGAAUGGCGAGAUAAGGCUUUGGAGCGACACAGAUUUUCAGCUCGCGUCAUCCUAUUCGUGUGGAUUGCAAAAUGUGGUUGCUGGGGCUCCUUGUAAACAGUCAAACAUGCUUGUUUUGGGGGGUGGAGGGGGAUUCCUGGUCCUUGAGAUUGGCACAAUGGGAGAGCAAAAAAAAACAGAAAAGUUUAAGGUAGGAGAAAAGCGCGUAAGAACUGAGCCUCUCGUGUCCAAAGGGUUUGAAGGCUCACGACGCAAAGCAAUCUGUCCGACGGAAGACAUUGAGAGGAAAAUUGGGGAGGAGGUGGCCAGAACCGUGUCGAAAUGGAAGAAAAAGAUUGACGACGUAAGAACAGAGGAGGAGACGAACGAGAGAAUUCAACUUGAAGCAGAAAUGGCACAGCAACAAGAAGAGGAAAGGCAGGAACUAUCGAAGCAAACGAGUCCUGAGCCGGAGGAGGAGAGGGACUCCGAGGCCAAUGCACAUCAACUGUCGGACGAGUCGAGGACAAAACUUUUGAAUCGGAUAAGGCAGCUUGAAUCUGAGAGGGCAAAUUUUAAACAAAGCAUCCGAGAACUGGAGGACAGGUUGGAAAACGCCAUCGCCGCACGAGAAGUGCGGGAGUUUUCUUUAAAUGAACUCAAGGAGGCUACAAACAACUUCGACACGACGCAGAAACUUAACGAUGGGGAUUGCUGUUGUUGUGUUUUAGGUGAAAAAAAAGAGUGUAACAACACCCUCGUGAGGGUGAAGAGGUUGCGGCAUGCAGACAUGCAGGCCAUUGAGCAUUCCAAGUUCAAGACUGAGAUCGUCGAUAGGUUGAGAAAACUGCAGCAUCCCCAUCUGUUAACCCUCGUGGGAGUUUGCUACGACUCGGAGGAAGCCUGUCUGGUUUAUGAACACAUGGCGAACGGGAGUGUGAAGGACUGCAUUGCGCGACGAGAGGGGCCUUCAAGAGGAUUAGUACUACCAUGGCGUGUUCGCUUCCGUGUAAUGGCCGACGUUGCUCGAGCUGUGAGCUUUCUCCACUCCAAUUCAUAAACAAGCGCGAGUGCACGUCCUAUCAUCAUCCAUCGCGCCAUUGCACCAGCAAACAUUCUUCGGGAUACCCACUUUGUGGCCAAGAUC